ACGUUCUGUGAGUAUGUGUGAAAUGUUGUUGAAUUGUUUUUAUUGCUUUCCUCUUAUCCUUCGCACCAGAAGCAGUGUUGUGACUUUAAUUAAGAGAUUUUACAUUGCUCAAAAUAUGCCAAAAAUCGCCUGUAUAUGUUCCAUACACAAUACAUGAAUCUAUUCAGAAUGGAUCAAUUCAGUGCAAAUAGUGGGAACAAAUAUUUAUGUUUCAGUCUCAUGAUGAAGAUGUCAUGGGGAAAAAUCGUUCGUUACAAUUCAACGCUACAGUAGCAUAUGCAGUAGUCUCUUACAUAUGACAACCAACUCCAGUCUCAAAAUUUCCAGACUGUUCUUUUGAACACCAUGUUGCUCCGUUUGUUUAUGUGAUUCGGGGGCGGCCAGUGUAAAUACGAGGUCCCGAGUAUGAAUGGAUUGAGACAGGGUUACUAUGACGCUGCUGUAAUGAUUUACGUAAGGACCACCAGCAAUGGUAAUAGCGCAAGCCGAACAAGACUCAAUAUAACCAUUCCAUUCCACAAAAAUAUGUUGCAACAGUUGCACACUCUCCCAGCCAUAUAUUCUUUAAAACUUACAGCCAAGUAGGGGUGUUGUUAAAUGUUAAGCUCGUGUAAAAACAUAAAUAUUUAAUAGCUUGAAUAUCAAAGGUUUUCACAAACACUCCAAUGAAUUUACCUCUUAUGGAGGUGCUAUUAGGCAAAUUGCCAAAAUAUUUACAUAACUGGCAGGCUACCCUUUCAUCUGUCUUAUUACAUGACACGUUGUUUGGAUAGCAUCAUUAAAAACUGUAAUGAUUUAUAACCAAUAAUGGUUUGCAAUAACCCCAGGUUUUUAUACCCAUUUCCUCCUUUCUGUUCCGUAGAGGGGACCGACAACGUCGCCUUUGACUUUUCGGACAUGAGGAUGACUCGAGCGGCUACUCUGGAUGAAGCAGAGCUCGAUCAGCUCACGGACCUCUUUUCUGACUUCCCCCUGGCCGGUGAGGAACAACCGCCGAUUCCUCUUGAGCCCAUGCCUCCCGAAAACUCAAGAAACAACAACUUAGACAAUAACAACGUCAACGACACGCCUGCCACAGAGGCUGUGGAGGGCAGUCGUCCUCAGCGUGUUUCAGUCACCUCCAACAGAGCGUCGUCUGCCGCCAAGAAACGAAGACUCAUGAUCAAUCUCAUUGUACAAAGCUUUGGGUUUCUCUUGCUCUUCACUGCCUACCAGUCUCUUCAGAACCUGCAGAGCAGCAUCAAUGAUGACCGGAACAUCGGUCAGACUUCUCUCGCCGUCCUCUACGGCGUUCUUAUCCUCUCCUGUCCCUUCCUAGCGCCGGUAGUGAUGGGCCUGUUUGGUCUGAAGUGGACCAUCACUGGGUCCAUGAUGUCGUAUGUUAUAUUCACCAUUGCAAACUACUGGCUAGAGUUCUACACUCUGAUCCCUGCUUCUGUAUUGGUCGGCGCGGCUGCUGCCUGUCUCUGGGCAGCCAAUGGCGCGUAUCUUACCGAACUGGCCAUCAAAUACGCACAAGUGAGUAAAGAGAACCUAUCUGUGGUCAUCACCCGAUUCUUCGGCAUCUUCUUUGGCAUCUUUCAAACGUCCCAGAUCUGGGGCAACCUGAUUUCCUCGCUGGUCCUCCAGCAGGGGGCAGACAGACCCGGACCUGUACCUGAAGCGAACCUGUCUCACUGUGGGGCUUCUCACUGUCCGGAUGCCGGCGAUGUCAGCUUCACCCUUCCGCAGGGCGACCAUCUCCGCCGUACCCUGAUGAGCAUCUAUUUAGCCUGCGGCGUCUUGGCAGUUUUCAUCAUGGCCCUGUUUGCCGACAGGAUGAAAGAGACGGAGUUGCCUCAUUGCCUGGAUAUUUGCAAGCGCAAGCCUCCAGCUGAAGCCCCCGCGGAGUCUCCAGGUGCUGAACGGGAGGAGGAAGCCUCGGCGACCGACUGGAGACUGCUGUGUGACCGAUUCAUCGUCGCCUGGAGGUUCAUGUUCCAGGAGAAGAGGAUGAUGCUUCUGAUCCCCCUCAUCACGUACGGCACCAUGCAGCAAGCCCUCAACGUGGCCGUCUUCACACGGGCCUUCGUCGGCUGUACCCUGGGAGUCCAUUGGAUCGGCUACGUGAUGAUCUGUUACGGGGUUUGCGACGCUUUCUCCGCGUUUCUCAUCGGCAGAAUUCGGAACUGGGUUCCGAGACAGGCGCUGGUAGCUGUCGGCGGUCUGCUGAACCUGUCCCUGAUGGUGCACCUGCUGGCCAUGACCCCCCACCCUCAGUACGCCGCCGUCUUCUUCGUGCACGUCGGACUGUGGGGUGUGGCGGACGCCAUCUGGCAGACACAGAUCAACUCCCUGUACGGCGUGCUGUUCCCGGGCUGUCAGGAGGUCGCCUUCUCCAUGGACGGCUUCUGGGGGGCCAUCGGCUACACCGUGGCGUUCAGCUACGGCGGCUACCUCUGCGCAAGCGUCAAAAUCUACAUCCUCCUGUCGCUCCUGGGCGUGUCCAUGACGACGUACACCGUGCUGGAGGACCCAGCAGGAAUGCCAUUCUCUGAUCUGUCCAUCACCCGUAGAUACUCCCUAGGCGAAGAAUUGCCCCCAGAACUCGGCAACUCAACCGAUCAACUAGCCCACAAAAACUCCCAAGCAAAGACCGGCAUAGACAACAUGGAGUUUUCAGACGUUUCGAAGAAAGAAGAUGGCACGGACGCUGGCGCCAUCACGCCGAGCUACCAGAACGCCGAAGGAUCCACAGAUCCCCUGGAGACCACGGCCAUCCCGAAGUGGCGCGUGUGGAAAAACCUUCUCGUCAUCUGCUGCGCCUUUCUCUUCAACUUCACAGCCUUCCAGUCCCUCCAGAACCUGCAGAGCAGCUUGAACUACGACGAGGGCCUGGGCGUGGCCUCGCUCAGCGUCAUCUACGCCAGCCUCAUCGUGUCCUGCAUCUUCGUCCCGCCCAUCCUCAUCGGCAAGAUCGGCUGCAAGUGGACCCUGGUGGUCUCCAUCUUCUGGUACUCCGUCUUCACCGCGGGGAACUUCUACGCGUCCUGGUACACGCUCAUGCCGUUCUCCGUGACGCUGGGCCUGGCCGGGGCUCCGCUCUGGACCGCCAAGAGCAAGUACGUGACGACCAGCGGGAUGCGGUACGCAGGCAUGGUGGGGGAGACGCAGGAGGACGUCAUCACCAUGUUCUUCGGCAUCUUCUUCAUGGUGUUCCAGUCCGGACAGAUCUGGGGAAACCUGAUCUCGUCCCUGGUCCUGGAGCGCGGGAACGUGACGUCACUGGGCCUGACUCCCGAGGAGCUGUCGGCGAUCUGCGGGGCGAACAACUGUCCCAACUCCACAGGCGCGCUCCAACCUCCCACCACCAGCACCGUCAACCUGCUAGUCGGUAUCUACCUGGGCUGCGGCCUGUUCGCGGUGUUGGUUCUAGCCGUGUUCCUGGACAAGCUGAAGGGUGAAGGCGAAGAGAAGAAGCCCGGGCUCCAACUCCUGAUCGCGACUCUGAAACACCUGAAGGACGACAAACGGCAGGUGCUGCUGGUGCCCAUCACCAUCUACAGCGGGCUGGAGCAGGCCUACGUGGCAGGGGACUACACAAAGUCCUUUGUGAGCUGCGCGUUGGGUAUCGAGUGGAUCGGGUACGUCAUGAUCUGUUACGGCGUGUGUGACGCCAUCUUCUCCUUCCUACUGGGCCGUCUGAUCAAGCUGACAGGGAGAAUACCGUUGUUCGUGACGGGCGCCGUUGCCCACCUGGCCAUGAUCAUCACCAUGCUGGUGUGGAGCCCCGACCCAGGCAAGCUCGAGGUGUUCUUCGUGCUGGCCGCCUUCUGGGGGCUGGGCGACGCCGUCUGGCAGCUGGAGAUCAACGCUCUGUACGGUUAUCUGUUCCGUAAGAACCAGGAGGCAGGCUUCUCCAACUACCGCCUGUGGGAGUCUCUGGGGUUCGUGGUGGCGUUCGCCUACAGUAACUUCCUCUGCACCGACGUCAAACUCUACAUCUUACUGGCCGUGCUGGUGCUGGGCAUGAUGGGAUAUGCCCUGGUGGAGUACAACGAGCGGAAGGACCCAGAGGAGUCCGAUACGAGGAUGUAGCGGAACAGUCGCCUUAGUCUCCACCAGACUAGUUUGCAGGCUGAAUAAGAUAGUAGAAAUCGGCCUAAAAAGAAUGUAGCUGACCAGGGGAGUUGGUCGGCCAUCA
This is a messenger RNA of Branchiostoma belcheri (Belcher's lancelet), 4183 nucleotides long. RefSeq lists its product as uncharacterized. The transcript has 11 exons. The record is from RefSeq and is a predicted model, not a curated record. Bases 808 to 4077 code for a protein of 1089 amino acids. NCBI's taxonomy places the organism in Eukaryota, Metazoa, Chordata, Leptocardii, Amphioxiformes, Branchiostomatidae.